Molecule: messenger RNA, 3091 nt
Organism: Gadus morhua (Atlantic cod)
Lineage: Eukaryota; Metazoa; Chordata; Actinopteri; Gadiformes; Gadidae
Gene: svopa
Product: SV2 related protein a
Exons: 16
Coding region: 168-1814 (548 amino acids)
Biological process (GO): transmembrane transport
Cellular component (GO): membrane
Molecular function (GO): transmembrane transporter activity
Source: RefSeq, a predicted model, not a curated record
CAGAUUUGUAGCCUAGGUUGUUGCUGUGACACACACAACCGAAGAUGAAUCCCAUUCGCAGCCGGCUGACGAACAGAACAGGUCUCUGUCCUCUGUGCUGAAACCUCUGCUUAUGAUAACGUGAUUGCAAUGAGGCGAUACCUCACGUCCACCAGUAAACACCAAACAUGGACGAUGAUUUAUUUCAAUUGAGACAACUGCCUGUUGUCAAGUUCCGCCACACAGGUGACCACCCCUGCUCUGGAGGGGAGGGGGAGAGCCCGCCAGGCCAGCCGUACGGCCUUGCUGCAGAGCUCAGGGGCCUGGAGUCACUGGCACUAGGGGAUGGAGCACCUGUUCCACGGGAGUUUGCUAACCCCACCGAUGACACUUUCAUGGUGGAGGAUGCAGUGGAGGCUAUUGGCUUCGGGACGUUUCAGUGGAAACUCUCCAUCCUUACAGGACUGGCCUGGAUGGCCGAUGCUAUGGAGAUGAUGAUCCUAAGCAUCUUGGGCCCACAGCUGCACUGUGAAUGGAAACUACCAGGCCUGCAGGUGGCGCUGCUCACCUCUGCGGUCUUCAUCGGGAUGAUGAUCAGCUCUUCGCUCUGGGGAAACAUCUCUGACAAGUAUGGCAGGAAAACUGGGUUGAAGUUGAGUGUCCUGUGGACCAUGUUCUACGGGGUCAUGAGUGCCUUCGCGCCGGUGUACGGCUGGAUGCUGGUCCUCAGGGCCCUCGUGGGUUUCGGCAUCGGGGGGGCACCACAGUCGGUGACGCUGUAUGCUGAGUUCCUGCCUAUGAGAUCGAGGGCCACGUGCAUAUUGCUUAUAGAGAUCUUUUGGGCCCUGGGCACGGUGUUCGAGGUGCUGCUCGCCAUACUAGUGAUGCCCACCCUGGGCUGGCGCUGGCUGCUGGCUCUCUCCACCGUCCCGCUUUUGAUUUUCGCCUGCCUCUGCUUUUGGCUUCCUGAGAGCGCGCGCUACGACGUGCUGACGGGGAACCAGGAGAUGGCCCUGGCCACGCUGAAGCGCAUCGCGGCCGAGAACGGGGUACCCAUGCCGCUAGGAAAGCUGGUGGCUGCCAGACAGGAGAGCCGGGGAAAGUUUCAGGACUUGUUUUCCCCCCGUUUCCGAUGCACCACCGUGUUGCUGUGGUUCAUAUGGUUCUCCAAUGCGUUCUCCUACUACGGCCUGGUGCUGCUCACCCCAGAACUGUUCCAGGAGAGCGUGUCCUGUGGAGUGUCCCAGGACAGGAGGGCAGAGCCACGCUGUAGCUUGGAGUGCAAGGCCCUGAACUCUGACGACUACAAGGACCUGCUCUGGACCACACUCUCUGAGUUUCCCGGUCUGCUGGUGACGCUGUGGGCGAUAGAUCGCCUGGGCAGGAGGAAGACCAUGGCCCUGUGUUUCUUCAUCUACUCUCUCUGCCUCAUCCCCCUCUACGCGUGCGUCGGGAGGACCUCCAUGACGGUGUUGAUAUUUAUCGCCCGUGCAUUCAUCGCAGGAGGAUUUCAGGCUGCCUAUGUGUACACACCAGAGGUGUAUCCCACGGCAACCAGAGCGUUGGGUCUGGGCACCAGCAGCGGCAUGGCCAGGGUGGGCGCGCUUAUCACACCAUUUGUUGCCCAGGUGAUGAUGGAGUCCUCCGUGCACCUCACCCUCUCCGUGUACUGCUGCUGCUGCCUGCUGGCCGCCGUGGCCUCCUGCGCGCUGCCCAUAGAGACCACCGGCCGGGGCCUCCAGGAGUCCAGCCAGCGGGAGUGGGGUCAGGAGAUGAUGGGCCAGCCCCAAAGCCCAGCAGGGGUCCCCCGCUCCAGCUCUGGCUCCCAGAACUGAGGAGAACUCUAGGACAGUGUGAGGAGAAGAACGGGCGGAGGGAAGAACAGAGUAAAGACCCUCCCCCUGCCACCAAGAGCCCAGAUAAGAGGAGUUGGGGAAGAUGGUCGUUAUCCACCUGCUCAUUCAGUUUAAUGAUUACAAUAUUUUAUAGAUGGAGAGUCUGGUAAAAUGUGAAAGAAAAGAAUCGGAGAGAAAGCAAAGACGUUGGGAGGUUAAAAUGCUUCAGGCAUAGUCUUUGAAAUUGUGAGACAAAAGACAUUUUAGUCCCAAUUCUAUUUUGAAAGAGCCUUAAAACAGUUCUGUGCCUGUCAUGGGUGAGAGAGGAUUUCACAAACUAAAAAAGCUGCUUUGAACAUGUUAGUUGAAGAGACGUGUGCUUAAAGACAACAUACAUGCAAGUGCGUGUGUUGCUUCCAUUAUGUGAUGUAUUUCCAAGUAUGAAGAGGAUAUUACAGCGGGCAAAUGUGAUAAAUGUGAUUGGUUUCCCAACCUAUUAUCAGACACCAACAAGUCAUGUCAAGAAAAAGAAACCCUGAAUUAUGGUCAUGUGAUCCAUUUUGUAAAUAGGUACAUAUUAAUGUUACUGAGGUAAGAGAAAUGUUUUUUCCAUUCCAUGUUCUAACACAAGAAGAAGCUUAAGAUCAUGUGUAGUGAUGCAACAUGUGAUGUGAGACCACUGGACAUAUUAUGCAUUUCUAUGAAGGCAUUAACUACCAUAGAUACAAUAAUGUGUGAAAAUCUGUUUUCUUUGCUGAAAUUAGCCUAAGCCCUGUUUCUUGUUAACCUAUUGUAUUCUGCUGUGUGGAUGUAUUAGUGUUUACCGUUUACAAAGGACAGUUUAGUUAUUGUUUGCACUUUAACGUCCUAGGAGGGAAAUCUCACCUUUGAAAUGCUUAAUUUGAAUAAUUCACAAAAUAGUAAUAAUAAUAAUAUGACUUGUACGGUGCAUUUCAUAGCCAUCUCGAGACUCUUUUUGUUAACUUUUUUGUUUGUUUUGUAUUUUAAUUUUUUAUGUUAAGAAAUGAGGCAGGCGAGGGGGGCAAAUAAUGUGGUAGAUUCAGGGACCGAUGAUGAUCAUAACUGGAUCUGUCUGUCUCUCCUUAUCAUUUUUGUGCAGUAGUUUGUGCAAUUUCUGUUUGUUUGUGAUUUUUGAAAUUCACAUUAUUCAAACUUUUCACGCAAUCAGCAUUAUAACAAACAUGUUUCAAAUACACAUCUAUCCAUAAUCUGAAAUGGAAACGUGAUUACUUUCUAUAAAUGUUAUGAAUACCCUG